AUGCCCCCAUCUGCCUCAAGAGUUCCCCUCACUCACAGCCCGCGCUCGCCCGCGCUCGCGACGCCGCGCUCCCGUCGCGCAACCAAUAUGUACCAACAACCGUCGACGCCGUCGCGAGCAAUGGCCGUCGCGUUCCAAUCAUUGCCGAACCUGUGCCCUCGGCCGUACAAGGAAACUCACUACACCGACGACGACGAUGACACGUUCGUGUCGCAGCUCGAGCGCGACGCGUUGGAGAUUGAACAGGCGAUCACUCGUCUCGGCCAGGCCAUCUCGGAAAGGAAACGCGACUUGGCUGCGACGGUGGCCGAAUUGGACGACCAGAAACGAUCGUCUGCGGCAGAGAUCAGAGCCUUGAUCGAACGGGCCAAGGAGGUCAAGCUCGACCUGAGCAAGGAGGUCGAGGAUCAGCGCGAGGCAAGGCUAAAGACGAGCGAAGUCACGCAACAGGAGCGUCACCUCGCCGGUCAGAUCGACUCUUUGAACAACGAGGUCGAGGAAGAACGCAGAAAAUUGCGGGCCAAGCGAGAACGUAAGUGUGUGAUGUGCUGAGAUUGCCGGCUGGCGCGUGGGUGGGCGAGCGAGCAUCCGCAAUGUUUACUGAUAGUUUCCACAUGGAUGCGUCGCGCUUCCGCGACCUUACCACAGACAAAUCGAAGCAACGAGAAGCUUUUACAAAACAAGCCAGCAAGAAUGGACCGGAGUGCACCUUUUUCGAGCAGAAAACGGGGCUCAAGAUUGAGGGGCGAGGGCGUGAGUCCGAUCCUGCUUAGUCAUGUUUAGGAAGUAGCACGAGCUGAUUUGAAUGCUGAACCUCGAACAGGCGACAAAAUACAUUUCAAGUUUACCAACAUCGAUCGCAGAAACUAUGGACGGCCGUUCUCGUUUGUGAUCGAUGUCUCCCAGCCGGCCUAUGAAGGUUCGUUCCAGAAAAGCCCGAUCUCGGUGAUCUCGCGGUGAUCGUGUUAAUCCGCAAGCUUCCCUUUCCUUCAUAGUAACAUCGAUCAUGCCUAUCAACUACAUCUCGGAGCAAGUCUUGUCGUCGCUGCUGAGCAAACUCAACGAGGACCGAAAUCUUUACGCUUUCCUUCGCUCGAUGCGAGAAGAGUUCAGGCACGAGGUCGAACUCGAAUACCCCAACAAGGAGUAUGACGUCGAGAAGGAGUACAAGCGAGCCACGGAGCCCAGGGUAUUGAAGGAGCGGAACUAG
This is a messenger RNA of Microbotryum saponariae, 1210 nucleotides long. The record is from the annotation of a GenBank genome assembly. NCBI's taxonomy places the organism in Eukaryota, Fungi, Basidiomycota, Microbotryomycetes, Microbotryales, Microbotryaceae.